AUGCGUGGACGAUAUAAUUGCUAUGAAGAAAAAUUAAAAGCAAAUGAAAAUUUUCGUCGUUCAAUAAAUAUUACAAAUUUUAAUAAUCAAGCUGAUUUUGUACGAACGAAUUUAGCAACUAUAGCAAAUCAUAUACGUCAAUAUGAUCCAGAUAUAAUUGCCAUACAAGAAGUACAAGAAUCACCAUCAUCAUCAUCAUCAAUAUCAAAUAAUAAUCAAAUACCUACAGCUACAUAUCUUGCACAACAACUUGAUAUGACAUUUACAUUUAGUCCAACUUUAUUUGAUAAUGAAGUUCAAAUGCAAUAUGGCAAUGCAAUACUUUUAAAUCAUUAUAAAUUUCGUAUUAUAUCAGUAGAAAUUCUUUCUUUACCACUGGGUCUUGAACCACGAACUUGUUUAUGUUUAACAAUACAAUCUCGACAAACGAAUAUAACAUUUCGAGCAUGUUCGAUUCAUUUGGAUCAUCAUCCAACUGAUAAUAGAAUUCGUUUACAACAAUCAAAUACAAUAAUUGAUUCGUUAACAAAAGGAGAAUAUUAUCCAACAGUACUUUUAGGUGAUUUUAAUGAUAAUCAAACAUCAGCAACAUUAAUAAAUUUAUAUAAAUAUUUUUUUGAUGAUCAUUCAUCGGAUAGUUCGCGUCCAACAUGGUCUGAAUGUAAUGAAAUAUUAAAAGAUAAAAUUGAUUAUAUACUAUUAGAUCGACAAUCACAAUGGACAAUAAAAUCAUUUUUACAUGGAUUAAAUAUGAAAAAAUUAUAUCCAUCCAUUGAUAUAACAAUGCUAUCUGAUCAUGUACCAUUAUUUGCUGAUACUAGUCUAAGUGUUUCAGUAAAAUAA
Adineta steineri is the source of this 843-nucleotide messenger RNA. Lineage: Eukaryota; Metazoa; Rotifera; Eurotatoria; Adinetida; Adinetidae. The record is from the annotation of a GenBank genome assembly.